Molecule: messenger RNA, 1537 nt
Organism: Tympanuchus pallidicinctus (lesser prairie-chicken)
Lineage: Eukaryota; Metazoa; Chordata; Aves; Galliformes; Phasianidae
Gene: AK2
Product: adenylate kinase 2
Exons: 7
Coding region: 26-748 (240 amino acids)
Biological process (GO): ADP biosynthetic process
Cellular component (GO): mitochondrion; cytoplasm
Molecular function (GO): ATP binding; AMP kinase activity
Source: RefSeq, a predicted model, not a curated record
CCGCCAGGCGCAGUCGGUGGCGGCCAUGGCUCCGAGCGCGCAGGCGGGGGGCGGCAGCGGGCAGGCGCCGGGCGCGGGAAUCCGCCGGGGGAUCCGCGCGGUGCUGCUGGGGCCGCCCGGCGCCGGAAAGGGCACCCAGGCUCCGAAGCUGGCCGAGACGUACUGUGUCUGCCACCUGGCCACGGGGGACAUGCUGCGGGCCAUGGUGGCCUCGGGCUCCGAGCUGGGCAAGCGACUCAAAGAGACGAUGGAUUCCGGGAAGCUGGUGAGCGAUGAGAUGGUGGUGGAGCUGAUUGAGAACAACCUCGACACCCCUCCCUGCAAGAACGGCUUCCUGCUGGACGGCUUCCCGCGCACGGUGAAGCAGGCUGAGAUGCUGGAUGAGCUCCUGGAGAAGAGGAGAGAGAAACUGGACUCCGUCAUUGAGUUCAGCAUCCCUGACUCCUUGCUCAUACGGAGAAUCACCGGACGGCUGAUUCACCCAGCAAGCGGCCGCUCUUAUCACGAGGAGUUCAGACCCCCGAAAGAGCACAUGAAGGACGAUGUCACUGGAGAGCCCCUGAUCCGCCGCUCAGAUGACAAUGAAACAGCCUUGAAAACCCGCCUGAAGGCCUACCACACACAGACCUCCCCCCUGGUCUCCUACUACAGCAAGCGAGGGAUCCAUACUGCGGUGGAUGCCUCCCAGUCUCCUGAUGUGGUGUUUGCUAGCAUCCUGGCAGCCUUCUCGAGAGCGACAUCUGAGUGACUCCGUGAACCAGAUGAGACCUCACCAAACGCUGCACAUUGCUACGUCAGCCAUUGCAGCCUCCCCCUGGUGCAGGGGAGGCAGGGAGGGCAGCUGGGAGGGGGGAUAGAUGGGAAGGAAAAAGGAGGUGGUAAACAAGGGGAUUAGGGGUUGGCUUGGUUGUUUUUUGUUUGUAUUUCUUAUUCAGCGGAAUCAUUCUGAAGAGGAGGUGGCCUUCUGCUUAGAAACCAGUGUUUAGGAAAGCAAAACUAUUCGAAGCAGCAUCUCUAGCAGUGACCAGAGCCCGGUCACAGAUGCUGGCAGGCAGGGCCAGGUACCAUUCCAGGCUUCUCCAGGGCUUUCAGUGCUCAUCUCACUGGUUCUUAGAAGCUGGAGGCUAUUGAAGGUUUGCUGUGAUUUCUAAAGCUGCUUCCUGUCAGCGAGGACCAAAAUGAACAAAAGACUUUUCUGAAGUAGAAAAGGAGGGAGGGAAAAAAAAAAGAAAAAAAAAAAAGGCUGCUGUGUUUUCCUGAAAGUUUUGAUGUUCUUGUUCUGCUGCAUUCCUCCACCCAGCACAGACUUCCCCACGUUCUGCUGCUGCUGAGCUGAGGGCUGUGGUGCUGUGUGAGCAAUCAGGUGGCUUUUCUGUGAUCUCGACCAAGCUGGAAUUCACAAAAUGCUGAAGAAAUGCAAAAGAACCUUUCUUAAUCGACUGCACAAAUAACAAUUGGGUUCUUUGCAUUUCUUUUAGAUCAAAUGGUGCCUUGUCUAACCUCUGAAUCAACAAUAAAAUAACCCCUUUGCAUUUUG